AUGUCGUCGUCCUCCAAAAAGCCGCCGCAAUUGGAGGUGGCUGCGCCGUCGCCUUCAGAUCGCGAGCGGCCGAAACUCAACACUUCGCGAGCGACUGCGCACCGUCUCCCUCCGCCAGCCCUAUUCCAAGGCCCUCCGUCCAAGAAUGCAUCGCACAUCUCCCUCGUCCUGCCAGGCGAUAGGGUCCCAGGAGCUCCGCCGGACGCAGAGCAUCCGCCACGCAUGCAUCGGCCUGCCCGGGUUCCUGCAGCCUCGUCGUUCUCGGGUCCCGCGCUCCGCCAACCCCUCGCUGACGCGGACGACCGCCGAGCAGAGAGCCUGUGGGCGGAGAUGCAGAAGACGCUGGCCGAUGUGGAAGUUUCGGCGAUGAAUACGUCGCACGUGUUCGGGGCAUCACACGCCAAGGCGUUGGAAGAUCUGCGCGCCGCCCAACUCUCGCUCGCGCAGACUUGGGCCAAAACCGAGGCGGAUGAACUACAUGAUCACGAAUUCAACAUUGCUGCAGCCAAUAACAACAUCAAUCACAUUAACAUCAACACGGAGGUCGUCGGCCAGCUGGACACGGGAACAUCUACCCCUGUAAAUCCUAGUCCCGGUCUUAAUCCCAGCAAAGGGACCAAGGGCACCAAGGGCACCAACAAGGGCGAUGGUAACGGCAAGCGCAGUGCGUUCACCAGCAACAAGAAUCUAGAAGAGGAGACGGAGCGAGACAUCCAACUGGCGCGCAAACGGAGAGAGGCCAAUGACCGCUACUUCAAGCAAGUCAAUCGGGGGGUCCUCGAUGUCGUCAGCAAGCUCGAUGAGGUAGCUGGUGCCAUGCGCCGGGUCGAACGAGAGUCCCGCGAAAUUUGGGAUGAGUCGAGUGAUUCCAGCCUCAGUGGCACCGAAAGCGGUUCGGUAACCGAUCACACCAGACCAACAGACAGUCCGGAACCAGUUCACAAAGAACGCUGA
Messenger RNA from Capronia epimyces CBS 606.96, 954 nucleotides. RefSeq lists its product as uncharacterized. Lineage: Eukaryota; Fungi; Ascomycota; Eurotiomycetes; Chaetothyriales; Herpotrichiellaceae. Bases 1 to 954 code for a protein of 317 amino acids. The transcript has a single exon. The record is from RefSeq and is a predicted model, not a curated record.